Molecule: messenger RNA, 1373 nt
Organism: Neohortaea acidophila
Lineage: Eukaryota; Fungi; Ascomycota; Dothideomycetes; Mycosphaerellales; Teratosphaeriaceae
Exons: 2
Coding region: 92-1321 (409 amino acids)
Source: RefSeq, a predicted model, not a curated record
CGGUCGGUCUUUCGAAAGAAACUCUCUUAACCUCUUCGAAACUUUCCCCUAUCUUCUCGUCUCCUACUUCUAUGCGACGUUCACCAACACCAUGGCGCCACCUGCUCGGACUGGGCGUCACGCAGGUCGCCAGGUGACCAUCGACGAUAUCGAGAGCAGCGACACUUUCGCAACGUGCAAUUCCCAACUCUCCUCCCCGCUCUUCUCUCAGCUUCCCAGGGAGAUCCGCGAGUCAAUCUGGGCUCUCGCCACCGCGCCGUUCGAGGAUGAGGAGCGUCCAUAUCACGAGCAGCAAUACUGCUACCGCCCAGGCCACACCCAUCGGCUCAAAACGCAUGUCUCACUAUUACUGACUUGUCGUCGGAUCUGGCUGGAAGCCAACCGUUUGCCUAUGCUGCAGGCCGAGCACUGCUUCUACUACCACCGGAGCGCACCCGAUGCCCGCACUCGCGCCUGGAUGGAUGCACUCACGCCCUUGAAUCGCAAGAAUUGUGGCAGCCUGCAUUUGUUCGCCCAAAUGCUCGCCAUCGAGCCCUUGACCGCCGCGCCUGGAGCCGUGAGGGACUACUUUCUCAGCACGCCGCGUCAUGAAGCCGACUUUCAGCCGCGUAUGCUGAAGGUGACGAUCCGUCACACCGAUUGGUGGUUUUGGGAGAACGAUGCCGCUUUGGUACUCAAAGACCCAUGGGUACAGGCUCUGCUGGACUCGCCCGAUCUUCGCAGUACUCACAUUCUGCGGCUUGAACUGGAGACCCUUGAUUACAAAGUCCCACAGCUCCUACCGAUCGUGGAGCGGUUGAAGGGCUUGGAGAGCAGGCAAUUCGAGACUCACCGCAUCGAUGGCCAGCCCGCCUCGACCACGUUCGUGCUCCAACCCCACACGACAACGGAUUGUUGGAGCGGUCCAUCAAAUCUUGAUUGGAAGCGAUACGAGCCUUACGCUCAGCGACCGACGCUUAAUUACCACGCAAUCACCCUGACCUGGAAAUUGCACUUCCCACACUUCCCGAAUGCGCACGUCUCAACACUGCGUCUCGCUCCGAGGCUGCAUCCUGGCCCCGAUCCAAUUCCUCCAGAGAAAUUGCCACGGAUAUAUUUCAGACCACCGCGCACGAAACCAGCGCCCUACCCACGUCCACGCCGGCGGAAGAAGGCCGGUGAUUUCAGCCAGCUUCGUUUCUUGAACUCGGGCCUGUGGGUUCGUAUCAAGUCUGUUGCGAAGGCUGGACAAGAGCAUGACACGAGAAGGGCCAUGUUCUGUGCGGCGAUGCACGUGCCACGCGAGCGCACUCUGUUGCGCUUUGUUGAUUGGGACCAGUGAAGCAUUGGCUAGAGUGGAACGUUUUGAGCAGUGCUUGGGACUGGUGGAUGGC